Anopheles moucheti is the source of this 3633-nucleotide messenger RNA. RefSeq lists its product as uncharacterized. Bases 817 to 3456 code for a protein of 879 amino acids. Lineage: Eukaryota; Metazoa; Arthropoda; Insecta; Diptera; Culicidae. The transcript is spliced from 8 exons. The record is from RefSeq and is a predicted model, not a curated record.
CUCUGCAUCUCGUGAGGUGUCUGGCUGGAGUAGUUUUUAGUGCGUCUCCUAGUCCGGGUCUUGGGCAAAACCGCUGAGCCCAUGCGCUCGCAUCAUUACGGGAAGCAGUAUUUACCAAUCAACCCGUGUGCCAACGACUUUUACGAUUAGCUAGCAAUCCGAAUUCCAACAAACAAAAAAGAAACAAGUGUAACAACAAAAAGUCAAAAGGACAUCCAAUUUGUGCCGUCGUCAUCGCCUUAAUCGCCAUUGCUCAGCAACUUGGGUGCCCUCCGCAAUUCGUGUUUGUGUGUUUGUGUAGUGUAUGGGCGUGCUGUGCGCAUCAAUGUGUGUGUAUAUAUAUUUGUGUCGCAUUUUAAAGUGCAGGCUCACCUUCUGAACGAUCGGAGUUAGAAGGUGUACCAGAUUUUACAUCGAAAAAGUACCAAAAAGCACGACCCCAUUGAUAAGUGGUUUGAGGAAAUCGCAACCAAGCCUAACCAUCCGCACGCGCCCCAAUGCCCCGUUCGAUGGUGUGUUCGUCGACAAGGGCAUAGGCGAACCACCAGUGCAAAGACAGUGCCUGUGAACUCCGCGAGCUGCGAUAAAAAAACCUGUAUAGAAAAUGCAAUAGUGUUGGGUUGGGAGUUGAAGUAAAGGAAGGGAAACGAACGAACCCAAACACGAGCUGAGCGUGUCCGACAAGCGGCACACGGUGACGAAACCGCGCACGGAAAGAAAGAUCUGCGAUCAGCUAUAAAGCAGACGAACGAAAUCGAAUGCAAAUGUCAAAGCUGGUGCCGAUCGCCAACCCGCAGCACCAUCACCUUUACCACCAUGUCAUCGAACACUGACCUCAGCUUCGAGUGGUCAUUGCUCACCAAGAAGGACUGCCGCAAGUGGAACACUGCCGACUUGCAGUUGGCAGCAGAACUUGGAAAGACGCUACUAGAACGAAACAAAGAGCUCGAAGCAACUCUGAAGCACCAUCAGAAUAUUAUUGAGGAUCAUGUACAGGAAAUAGAGUAUUUAACAAAACAGAAUGCUGCCCUGCGGGAGGUGAACGACUCGCGGAUGAAGAUCUACGAACAGCUGGAAGUGAGCAUUCAGGAUCUGGAGAGGGACAAGUACAAACUUGCGCUCGAGUAUCAAGCGGAGAAGAAGCAUGUUAAACAGCUGUGUAGCAAUAUAGAGAGCUUAGAAACCAAAGUAGAAGAACUGACGCGAUCGCUCGAAGAUGCUCGACGGCAAGCCGAAGCGGAUCGAAGGACAAAGCAAACGGAACGGUUGCUCAGUCAGCAGCAGCAGCAACAGCCACCGGGACUGGCAAUAAUUAAACUCAACAGCCAAACCAGCCAUGCAUCGAAAGACGCCAUACCUGUUGUUUCGCCGCAAGGGGACGAUAGCACCAGUCGACAAAAAGCCGAAACAUGUCAACAGAACAAAACAAUGUCCACUGCAGCGGCGAAGAACAGCGGUACCGUUCCGUCGUGCCAGGAUGGUGACGACAAUCAAGACGACAGGGAUGAUGGAACCUGUACGGAGGAACACAUACUAAGCGAAGAUAAUGAGGAGGUCCUGCGCAUUAUGCAGGAGCUUCAACGCACGCAAAAGUGUCUGCUGUCCGAGCAGGGCAAGGUGGGCGAACUGGAAGAGCAGCUGGCGGCAAUUGCCCAGGAAAAUACGGCACUCCAGUCGAAGCUGUUAAAUACGCGAUCCUCCGAAAUAAAGUCCGUGCAUGAUGAGCUGUCAAUGCUUGCGGAGUUCGGCCAAGGACAGGUGUGUACCAGAUGCCUGCGAGACCUAGGAGAGCAACCGGACAACGAUUCCAUCAUUACUGGCACUGAGGACGAUGAUGCCAGCCUGAUGGAUCUCAUCCACAACGUGGACAUACCGAAAGUGUAUCGGUCAUCUGUCACGAUGGAGAUACUUCCGACGAAACCGGAUAGCUUGGAUCUUUCCGCAAGCGAAUGUGCCGGUCCGACUAAUCCAUACCGCGAGUUGGUGGAAAAAUAUGAGGCACUGCUGGAGGUUCAUCGGCAACCAAUUGUGCGGAAGGCGACGACGGCAUCAGCGGGAGCGACUGCAACAACGGUCGGCUCUGGUAACAACACUCCGGUCGAUAGCUGUCAGCCGCAGCAGCUGCUGGUGGAUACGGUUGAUGGUGAACCGGCACCGCGCUAUAUGAUCGAGUUCAAUCCCGCCAUCGUGGCCUGCGAUCCACAGGAACGGCAUGCGGGCGAGCAUCAGGGUAUCAGGGCAGCUGCAGUAGCAGCAACCGAGUGCUCCGAAACCGAAACCGCGAGCUCCGGAUACUCGGACGAGGUGAGCAACAAGGCGACCCAGACGGAUGAGAGCCCGCGCAAUUUUCUCUGCACGAUCGCGGACGGCAAGGACUGGCGAUUCAGUAUCUACGAGGAUGAGAGCGCUAUCGACUCGCGGUUCCGCUUCAGUCCGGCGCAUCGCGAGCUGUUCCGGGAGAUAUUUAGCGUGCUGCGUAAGGCGGCCGAAAAUCGUGAUGAGGGCGAUCAGCUUCCACUUCUGGAUGAUACGAAACCGAUCGGUGGUGUAGUGGCGGGUAGAGGUACAACCAAUCCGGUACCACCAGUAACGCCUGCGAACGAAGAACCGCCAGCCGGUUUCGGUAUAGAGGAGGAAGAGGAAGACGACGAUGAGACGGUCAGCUUCAUCUCAUCCUCCGCCGUCAGCGAACAGUCCUUCGCUAUGUCCGAAUGCAUCACUAAGUCAGAACGUCGGCGAAUCGCUCGGCAGGCGAAGGCCGCUUGUCGGUAUGGGGAAGAGGAACCGAAACCAACGGAACUUCAUCUCGCCGACGAUGCGACCAAACGCCAACCACAGCAACUACAGCACCAUCCGCAGCAUGCAUUGCCUGGUGCUGCCGAUGGACACGCGCUACCGGCCGAACUAGACUACAUCUCGGUAACGGUCGGUGUACACAAGCGCAAGUCACGCCGUCGAAGCCAUCGGCGAGAGGGCAACCAAACGGUUGGUCUCACUCCACCGACACCGCCUCGCACAGGAAGCGCCCGCAAGAACCGGCCCUCGUUCCGCCCGUGGAACCCGGAACGGGACGGUGCCACCGCCGUGCCGGGCGAAUGGAAUGGUAACUCGAUGACCGUUUACAACCGGGCCAUACCUAAACCGGGCCAACCUGCCCCGGACGGUCACGGCGUGGGUGCCUCUACCCUUCCCAAUGUUGCCAACACGAGUCACGCAAUGCCACCCAAAUCCCGACGGUCGGGUGAGAAGAAACGGAACUCCUCGGGACUUCGUAACCGAUAUGCUGAUCUAAUGGAUGAUGCCCAAGGUGAGGAUGUGGUUGAAUUCCGGCCCUCGUCCGCCUCCCAACACCUGCACAAACUACAGAAAUUGGAUCUCUCGUACGCGGAAGUGCUGCGCCGUGCGGACGGUGGCAAUCCUUUCCCUGCCCGGCGCCAGUAUAAUAAACCGCAGUAGCCAGCGCAAGGUUCAGGGGCCCAGGGAUGAAACACCAAACAGCAUACUGUACGGAUGUAGAGGAAACUGCAAAAUAAACUUCCCCAAAAAUCGCGUCACGCAAUUCGCGUUCCGAACGAUUUAGAACAUAAAAGAAAAUGUCUUCUUUAGUGGGUUUGUUUUUUGUCUAUACACGUU